Topomyia yanbarensis is the source of this 5558-nucleotide messenger RNA. Its product is annotated as multiple PDZ domain protein-like. The record is from RefSeq and is a predicted model, not a curated record. The transcript has 9 exons. The coding region runs from base 1572 to 5117 and encodes 1181 amino acids. Gene Ontology annotation, molecular function: protein binding. NCBI's taxonomy places the organism in Eukaryota, Metazoa, Arthropoda, Insecta, Diptera, Culicidae.
GUACGCUCUGAGGUGAGCAUUGCCCGUCGUCAUCGCAACACCUGUUGCUGUUUCAAUCCGUGCCGUGUGUGCUUUUUGUUGUCGUUUCUUCAUUUCGCUUGCUUCUUAUUUGGAACUUCGACGAACCGUACGAUCACAAUCACGAUCACGAGAGUUAAAUCCGUGGGCCUGGACGCAUCGCGUAAUCAGCAGCAUCAGCAGCAGUCAGCCGCUUGUCGCGCGUACAGUUUUUCCUCAUCUCGGUCCGCGCUACCGUGAUUUUCAUCGCUUUUUGAGAUUUUGUUUUGCUUCUCGUUUUCCGUUUAAUCAUUCAAUUAUUGAUAAUUUGCUUACGAAAGAUUGCUGGGAAAAGAGAGAAGGAAGAAACAAAACAAUAUAAUCAAGCCCAUGAAAUGUUCGGCCGAUGAAGAGGUGUGUGGAUGGAGCAGAUGUUUGUGGCCGGCCAGCGGUAAACGAGAACCGGCUUGUGUGUGGCUGUCAGAAGACUACCUUAGAAGGGCAACGAUUAGGCGAAAAAGAGUGAGCGAUUAACUUGGGUUUGUGCUUGAUUAGUGAGAAAGCAGAUUUGGUAGGGAAAUUGCCUACCAAGUCAUAGUGUGUAGUUCUGUAAUGACGAACAAAGCAAACUUACUUUUCGAAAAUGAGUGCGAUAUUACAUUAUUACAAAUCGGAUUAGUGGCGAGGCUAGCUGGCUAAGCGUCUAGCCGGUCAGUGUCGCGAGUCACGUUUUAUGCUGAUAUAGUGAAAUGCGUUCAACUACACCAACACUGUGCUCGGUCGAAAACACCUUAAUGCAACUAGGCUAAAACUGUGGAUGAAGGACUACAAUAAGCCUAACAUACAGCCGUGUGUUUAUGUCACCUUGCGGCAGAACUGCUCUGGCCUAGGUAUUGUUUGUAGCGAUAAGAUUAUGUGUAACAACUUGUUCGCCAGGGCUUAGUGAAGUGUUUGAAAAAAUGCACUUUUCGUUCGUCGUAUGGUGCGAGUGAUGGAAGGACGUUGUACGAAGAUAAUAGAACAAAAUCUACUGAAAACCAAUCGAUUCCAGUCGUGAAGCAUUAUCGGGCCUACAAAUUUCAACUAACAAAGGGAAAAUGGGUAACGGUCUUGAAGCCCAAAACGAUUCUUAACAUUGGCCCAUAAAACUCAAAUAAAACUGCUUGAUAAUCAAUCGUUCGCUCGCUUCCUUUCGACAAUGGUUUAUGACAGUGGUUGGCAAAACGCUGCAAUAGGAAAUUAAUUAGUGCACUGGAGAAUUCAGCCGGCGACGAAAAAAAAAUAUGACAAGAAGAAGUGUGAUCUGCAAGUGGAUUCUUUUUGUUGAUCCGUGUUUAUCCCGUACCACAUUUACGGUCGUCCCAGAACGAGCUGCAAAAGAAAGGAUGCGAUAAAAAAAAGCACAGAUUACAACCCGCAUCAGACCGAACGCUUGACGUCACCCGGUGCAACCCAUCGGCAACAGUAGCUAGUUCACUCGUUGAAACAACCGCACGACCAAAGCAGAUACCGGAAUAAGUUAAUUGGAUUAAAUCUUGCUAAUGAUGACCUAACCAUCCAAUUCCGGAAGACGCAUGAUGCGUUUGUUCAAAGUCAGAAAACUUUCCGACAUUCAAAUUGCAUCAUCGGAAUCUACCCCAGAAGCAAUAUCCAGCGGCACUAACCCCGGCACUACGGAAGCAACCGAGCCAACCCAUAAUGAGAUUAUUAAUUCGAGCAUUGAUCCAUCAAAUUCGGGUCGGGCCGUUGCUUGCGGUAGUUCAGGAUCAUCACUAACAUCCACGGAGACCAUCAGAGGGAUCACCACACAAACAACCAACAGCGGUUUGCUGCUGCUAUGCUCAUCAGCAUCAACCUCGACAGGUCGAACGUUAUCGAUUUUGGCGGUUCCAUCCACCGCUGCCGGCAUCCAUGCUACCACUAGCGACACAGGUUUUAAUGAUUCGCUGCCGAAACCAACAGCACCACAAUUUGCGAAUGAUAAAAUUUGCACAAUUUAUAACAAAACCCAGAAUAUUAGAUUAUUAUCAGAAAAGCCAGUCAAUCAAGGCUCGGGUCUGCUGGUGAGAGGUACGGGCGGUACGUUGCUGUCACCACGACAGCCACAACAGAUGCAUCAACGGCAGCAGUCGUCAUCGGAGUUUUGUCUUCAACAGCAGCACUUUCAAACGAAUAAAAUAAACGCAAUCGGGACGUUGAUUGGCAGGAACGCAAUUGCUUCACCACCCGGGUACAAGGUGGUCACUGCUGUUCCAGCCAUGGUGUUAGACGACGAAACGCCCACAAUAGCAGUGGCUGUGGCAACGGCGACAAAGGAAAGCAAAAAUGUGUUCACAUGGGGUCGGAAAAUGGGCAAAAAGUUCGAUCUUUUACGCCGGGGCAGUGAUGCCCAGAAACUUCCGACGACGCCCCCAUCACCAACUAACACGCCAACAUGCGUAUCCAUAUUCAAUACAGACACCAUCAAAAAAAGCAAAACGAUUCCGCUGAAAGCGUAUCAACCUGCAAAUGAGCCGUUGGUCAAACUGAAUAACGAGCGCUCCUCAGGAACGCUGAAAAAUUUCUUCUAUCGCAUGGGAUCAACCGGAAUGUUGAAUCAUCGUUCCAGCCAAAUCCAGAAACAAAUACAGCAACAAUCGUCCAAACAACAACCAAAACAAGAAUCCAAUCAGUCACAGCCGACCCAAACUGGUUACGUUGGCAAGGGCAAAAUGGAUGGACACUCGGUGCUCUACCGAAGUAGUUCUACCAGUCAGUUGAACUCGUCUUCAUACAUUAAAUGUGACGAUCCGACGGAAGGUAUCAAUCUGGCUAAUGGAAACCACAAAAAUGCAGCUAGCAGUACCAAUCUCAACAAUUCACCGAACGAUCAGUCAACUCCAAAGCAAUCUCCAGCAGCAAAAUCGUCCAGUUGUGAUGAUAUAGCGCGGGUAGCCGCAUCACAAGAACAGCUGUCGAAGAAAACGCACUUUCCGUACGCCUUUCUUCGCUCCAAGUUGUCUGUUCUUCCAGAAGAAAACGGAGGCUCUGUAAUCAAUUACAAUCGAAUUAGAGAGAAUCUGCUUCGUUCCGGAAAUCGUGGAUCGGUGAUUAGUUUACGUUCCGAACUGGAUAAUAUCUCGAUAACUGAUUCUCAGUUGAACAUAUCCGACAACGGAGAAGUGUUUUUGUCCGGAAACGACUCGAAAUCGUUUACGGCCUGCGAACUGGGAACGAUGGCUCGCAACAAUUCAAUAAAAACAUUAACCGAUGAUCCGAGUUUCGUCGGUAAUUACCAAAGACUGAGCAGUUGUCUAAGCAGUAACGAAUCCGGUUAUGACAGCGACGGUAGACAUGCCGAGGACAAAUUGGAUGAAAGUGGAUCAACUUCGGCUGGAAACAGCUUGACGGUGCAUAAUGGCACGACGAGUAUAGACUCUUAUGCGGAUGCCAUACGCAACAAAGAUCAAUCGUACAUGUUCGGUAGCCGCCGAAGAUUGUCUUCAACCAGCUCCGUUGUAUCCGUGCAGAAUCUGGAAAGUAGUUCGGUACGACGGCGCUUCCGACAGAUCAAGCUGGAAAAGCAUAGAGCGCAUGAGGUAGUGGGAAUUGAACUAACGCCACAGACGGUCAGCAUGGACGAGGGAGACUGCGAAACGAGGUAUCUGGUGACGGAAAUCGAUCCGGAAGGAAUUGCCUACAGAGACGGGCGCCUGCGGAUUGGUGAUGAGAUUGUCAACGUAAACGGACACCAUUUACGUGGUCUGCAAUCUCCCAGCACGGUUCAACGCAUACUAUCAACGUUCGUUAAUAAUAUUGUAGACCUUGUCAUUGCGCAUGAUGAGCUAACUACGUUCAACGCCGACCUGCACCGGAAGAUCAAAAUUGACGCUACCGCAAGUAAGCAUGUCACCGAUCUGGAGGUCAACGGUGCGGGUGGGCAAAACACGACCAAUGGCAAUAACCCGAGACAGCAGCACCAGCCUGGCCUUGUGCCAGGAUCCACGACCCUUAUUAACUGCUCAACACCAAACGCGAACGGACGCUUCAAGCAACAGCAGCAAACAUCAGUGAAGUCUUUUUUCCCAAUGACACCCAUAUACGCACCGGCGGACUACGUUCCGGUAUACGCGAAUCGGAUCUCCAUUUCCAACACUAUCUGUGAUGAUGAAAAAUGGCAAAUGCUAAGCAAGCAGCGGAGCGAAGCGUUGGGUAAGAACGGCUAUUCGCAGAUUCUUGGUUCGAAGCGGGUCAUCAAAGAUAGUGACGAUGAUAUUAUCAUCGUUCCGCAAGGGCUCCAAAACCGUGCUCAGCCAAGUGAGGCAGGACUUCAUACGCUCUAUCGACCCGUGUCCCAGAGUAACCUUAGUCGUCAUUCGUCGAUCGCACAUUUGUCUGAAAAUGACGACUGUGAGAACGGUGCACUUUCGGCCCGUCCGGUCACUAUGGUUGAAAUAAUUUCCGACACCAUUCGACGAAAUGUUCCCUUCGGUAGCGUCAGCAGCAGUAAUCGUCAGGCAAACGUAGACUAUCGCUCCAUCAAAAUCAAGAAUCCAGAGGAUAUUCCAAAGACAGUACAAAGAAUCAGACUGAAAUCUUGCACCGAACCCGGUACGGUUUUAACUUCAGAUGCGGGUGAAGUAACCGCAGUUGAGGCCAAUACAGAUUCGAUCGAUGGAGGUUCCCUCCAACGGUCCAAAACGGAACAGGAUAUAAGCGGUCGGGACGAGUUAGAUUGUUCGAUCGAUAGCAACAAAUACGAGUCUGGUGUGAGGAUACUGAUAAAUGAUGAAGGAUCAUCGUAUAUUGAAGGAAUUCACAAAUGCACCUAUCUAUCGGUCACGUACUAUAAAGGCAUAGGUAUGAAGUCACUAGGUUUCAGUAUCGUCGGUGGAAGGGAUUCCCCAAAAGGGAAUAUGGGUAUCUACGUUAAAACGGUCUUUCCCAGUGGACAGGCGGCUCUGGAUGGCAAUCUCAUGGCUGGCGAUGAGAUAGUUUCGAUCAACGAUGUCAUGGUGCUUGGAAUGAGUCACACCGAAACUAUCGGACUGUUCAAAAAUAUCAAAGAGGGACCGGUGAUGCUAAAGCUGGCUAGACGAAAAUAUCAAAGAGCCAAAUCCGUAGACAACUUGCCGAACUGAGCUGAUGGAUUAUCACCACUAACUAGACGCAAGUCAUUCAAAUCUAUACUUCCUAGAUGUCUUCCAGCUGGACUAUCCAAACAUAUAAUCCUAACCACGCCCAUCGAUUUCACCCUAUUUGGACACGUUUGCGCUAUCGCACUCGGACGCAGAUUUAACCGCAAGGUUGUAGCACUUAAUUCUAGUCACUUAUGUGUACUUAACUUAAAGCUGAAAUGUAAUGUUGUGUCUCAAUCGGUGGGAAAUUGUUUUUGAAAUGCUACUGCUAGUUGUAUUGUAUUGUGAUGAAUACAUUAAAUUGUAGAAUCGUAACCGUUAAUAUCUAGAUGUAAUGCACGUUCACAACAGAAUCAAAGAUUAUUAAACAAUUGUGUACAAAAAUUUAUUAGGGUAAAUUAAUAUGGUAAUAAAAAGAUUUCACUCUGUUGAUUCCGCAAACGA